AUGUUUGCUCUGAGUCGAGCAUUUUACCUUGAACAAGUGAUGACGGGAUGGCUUUGUCGCGACGAUGAAAAUUUCUCAAAUUCAUCUAGUGGAACAAUACAAUUAUUAAAUCACUUAAAUGACUUGCGAGAAAAGGACUCUGCACUUGAAUUGUGUCUUGAAGCCUUGAAGGAUCACGAAAGGAUAAUCUCGAAGGGCUUUACACCUUCGAAAGAUCGACCAUAUCAAAAUAAAAUCAACCAUAACUUCCUGUUCCCGCCUUCGAUGUCACUACAACGAUGCUUGAAAUUUGAAAUGUUGGACAUUGAACUUAAUAAAGCACCCACUAAAAAUUAA
Clunio marinus is the source of this 336-nucleotide messenger RNA. NCBI's taxonomy places the organism in Eukaryota, Metazoa, Arthropoda, Insecta, Diptera, Chironomidae. The record is from the annotation of a GenBank genome assembly.